Molecule: messenger RNA, 2699 nt
Organism: Scomber scombrus (Atlantic mackerel)
Lineage: Eukaryota; Metazoa; Chordata; Actinopteri; Scombriformes; Scombridae
Gene: gnl2
Product: G protein nucleolar 2
Exons: 16
Coding region: 131-2335 (734 amino acids)
Cellular component (GO): nucleolus
Molecular function (GO): GTP binding
Source: RefSeq, a predicted model, not a curated record
ACACGUGUGUAGUACAGUGUCGAGCUGAAGAGAAGAAAUAGCAACCAAACCUCAGCUUUCGGACACCUUUGUGUGAUCUUAAACUUCUUUUUCCUUAUCCGUCGACGGCUUUGCCGGCUAAGCAGUCAACAUGGUGAAGCCUCAGUUUAAGGGGAGAAGCUCGAUAAACAAAUCGACGUCCAGCUCCAACCCUGAUCGAGCCAAAGGUGCUGGAGGGAGCAGUAUGAGGGACCGAGCCACCAUCAAGCGUCUGAAUAUGUACAGACAGAAACAGAGAUGUAAUAACAGAGGACAAGUCAUCAGACCUUUACAGUUCCAGUCCACAGUGGCUCCUGGGACAGUAGCCAGAGUUGAACCCAACAUCAAAUGGUUUGCAAAUACAAGAGUGAUCAAGCAGUCUUCCCUCCAGAAAUUUCAAGACGAGAUGGGUGCUGUGCGGAAGGAUCCAUAUCGUGUUGUCAUGAAACAAAGUAAACUCCCCAUGUCCCUGUUGCAUGACAAAGCCAAAGCCCAUAACUCAAAAGUGCACAUUCUGGACACAGAGGGUUUUGAGACAACAUUUGGGCCCAAGUCUCAGAGAAAGAGGCCCAACCUCAUGGUAGGGGAUGUGAAGGACCUCUUGGAAAAAGCUGAGGCUUCAACCAAGAGCUACAAUGCAGAAAAUGACAAAGACCUUGUGACUGAGGACACAGGGGUUCGGGACGAAAUGCGUGAGGAAAUCUUCAAAAAGGGUCAGUCCAAGAGGAUCUGGGGAGAGCUUUACAAGGUGAUCGACUCAUCCGAUGUCAUCCUCCAAGUGCUGGAUGCCCGUGAUCCCAUAGGAACACGCUCCAAGAGCAUCGAGAACUAUAUAAAGAAGGAGAAAUCCUGGAAACAUUUGAUCUUUGUUUUAAACAAGUGUGACCUGAUCCCCACCUGGGUCACGAAACGGUGGGUAGCAGUUUUGUCCCAGGAGUACCCCACUCUGGCUUUCCAUGCCAGCCUCACCAACUCGUUUGGUAAGGGCUCCCUCAUCCAGCUGCUCAGACAGUUUGGCAAGCUCCACACAGACAAGAAACAGAUAAGUGUGGGUUUCAUUGGCUACCCGAAUGUGGGAAAGAGCUCAGUCAUCAACACACUGCGGUCUAAAAAGGUCUGCAAUGUGGCACCCCUUGCCGGAGAAACAAAGGUGUGGCAGUACAUCACUUUGAUGAGGCGCAUCUUCCUCAUUGACUGCCCUGGUGUUGUCUAUCCUUCAGAAGAUAGUGAAACUGAUAUUGUUCUGAAAGGAGUGGUUCAAGUGGAGAAGAUCAAGUGCCCAGAAGAGCACAUUGGGGCAGUACUAGAGCGGGCCAAGCCAGAAUAUAUUCAGAAGACCUACCGCAUCCCCACUUGGAACUCAGCUGAAGACUUCCUUGAGAAGCUGGCAUUUCGCACUGGGAAACUCUUGAAGGGGGGUGAACCGGAUCUCUCUACAGUCUCCAAAAUGGUGUUGAAUGAUUGGCAGAGGGGACGUAUCCCCUUCUUUGUGAAACCCCCAGGACCAGAGGGGGAUCCAGCGGACAAGGAGCGACUGGCAGUUGAAGGACCCUCAGAGGUAGUUGAGAAUGUGCAGGAGGAACAGCCAGACGAAGCAGAAUCCACCUCAGCAGGACGUGAGGAACAGGAGCACCAUCAGCAGAAAAAGGAGCAGGUCCAGAAGAUUCUGUCUAAUGUGCGACAGAACUUUGGCAAGAUCAAUGUAGCACCUGAGUUCUGUGAGGAAGACUUGGUUCCUGUGGAGAUGCCAGACCUGGACAUGUCUGACUUCUCUGGCUCUGAUGGCGAGGAAGACAGUGGUGAAGAAGAAGGAGGAGAGGAGGAUGAAGAAGCAGAAGACAGGACCGUUGUUGAGCCAGCUGAUGGAGAGACUGAGCUUGCCGAGCCAACAACCACUCGAACUGGCAAGGCAAACUACAACAAGAGUUCACGCGAGGUGAUCCGAGAGCUGGAUGAGAAAAUCUCUAAGUACAAGCAGUUCCUGGACAAGGCCAAAUCCAAGCGCUUCUCUGCAAUCCGGAUACCUAAGGCCCUUUCUGACAAAGUGUUCAUAGACAUCAAGACUAAACAAGCCGCGGCAGCAGAGAAGAGAGCUGCAGUCCAGAAGGGCAAGAAGAGGAAAGCUGAGGAGGGCGAGGAGUCCGCCCAGCUGCCCAGACUGUCAUCUAAAGAGAAAAGAGCGAUGGACCGUGCUAAGAGGUCGAAGAAAGUCGGUGUACGCUAUUACGAAACGCACAAUGUGAAAAACAAAAACAAGAACAGAAAGGCCCCAGCAGCUGCCACAGGAGGCCAAAAGGCCAAGAGAUCAAAGCAGUAGACUGGAGUUAUAAAACACAACAUGCAAUAAUUCUAUAUUUAAAUUAGCCAAAAGGCUAUGUUUUUUUUAAUGAAAAUGUUGAGUUGAUAAAAAGGUGGAAUGCUAACUGAGUGUUAAAUGGUCUUUAUCCAGUUGGCCACUAGAUGCCUUAUUAUGACCUCGUCUAACCCUCAGGGAUAUGACUGUAUCUUGCCUUUCAACUCUUCCCUUCAGCACAGUGUUUUUGAAUGAUGUUUCAUUCAUCAUUUCAUCUUCUGUGUAAUGCUCUCUUGAUGUUCAAGAGAAAUGUACAGUAAAUGUUUCAACUGUACUUGUCAUGUCAUGCUUUGUGAGGAGAAAAAAUAAAAUAUCUGCUUAUUAGACA